GUCACUCUACAACUUCUAACCAGCGGUAACAUUAGUUAUUUUUCCCGGGUUGCUCUGCUUCUGCUCCUGCACUGAAACUUUAAUCUGAUUCUUUCCUUUUUCCCUCCGCCCCUCCUCUCGUUACCGCGCCACCGUUCCCACCGGAAACAUCUUCUAACCUCCUCAGCUCGUCCUUUUACACUGCUGGAACCCUAGCUCUGAUUUCCUCGUUUCCAUUCCCGUUAAAUUGAUGCAAACAUGAGUUCAUUUUCCAUCACUCGGAAAAAGACUCCUUUCCAGAAACACAGAGAGGAGGAAGAGGCAAAGAAGAAGAGAGAGGAGGACGAAACUGCUCGAUUGUAUGCGGAAUUCGUGGAGUCAUUUCAAGGAGAUAAUGCGCCCGGGUCUAAGACUUUUGUUCGUGGAGGAACUAUUAACCCCAAUGAGAAAUUGAAGAGCGAAUCCGAGGGUGAAAAGUCCAAAGAUGGGGUAUCUGUUCCAAAGAAGGGAAGUAGAUAUGUCCCAUCGUUCAUUCCACCUCCACUGGCAUCCAAGGGAAAAGAAUCUGACAAGAAGGAGCUGGACAAGCCAAAGGAGAAAGAAAAAGGAAAGUCUAGGAACAUCGAUCAUUUUAUGGAGGAGCUGAGGCACGAGCAAGAGAUGAGGGAAAGAAGAAAUCAAGAUCGCGAACAUUGGCGAGAAGGACGCCAUGGAGAAAAUUCAACACCAUCUAGUCGAUUUGAUGAACUACCUGAUGACUUCGAUCCUAGUGGGAAGUUCCCUGGAUCAUUUGAUGAUGGAGAUCCUCAAACGACUAACCUUUAUGUAGGAAAUUUAUCUCCACAGGUUGAUGAAAACUUUCUCCUUCGAACUUUUGGAAGAUUUGGACCAAUUGCUAGUGUGAAGAUAAUGUGGCCAAGGACAGAAGAGGAGCGAAGACGGCAAAGAAAUUGUGGAUUUGUAGCUUUCAUGAAUAGAGCUGAUGGACAGGCUGCAAAGGAUGAAAUGCAGGGUUUGUUCUAUUUCUUUUAGUUAUUUUCGAGUUGU
Messenger RNA from Cucurbita pepo subsp. pepo (vegetable marrow), 1026 nucleotides. The record is from RefSeq and is a predicted model, not a curated record. NCBI's taxonomy places the organism in Eukaryota, Viridiplantae, Streptophyta, Magnoliopsida, Cucurbitales, Cucurbitaceae.